AUGCAAAUCGCAUUAGCCGCUAAAUACAUUGGAGCUAGUAUCGCUACAUUAGGAUUAGGAGGUGCCGCUAUCGGUAUCGCUUUAGUAUUCGUUGCUUUAAUCAACGGUACAUCACGUAACCCUUCAUUAAGAAGUACAUUAUUCCCUCAAGCUAUCUUAGGUUUCGCCUUAUCAGAAGCUUGUGGAUUAUUCUGUUUAAUGAUCUCUUUCUUAUUAUUAUACGCUGUUUAA
This is a messenger RNA of Lodderomyces jiufengensis, 231 nucleotides long. The record is from the annotation of a RefSeq genome assembly. Lineage: Eukaryota; Fungi; Ascomycota; Pichiomycetes; Serinales; Debaryomycetaceae.